AUGGGAAAAGUUAGGAAGUUAACAUUCAGCGACAUCGCCAAGGCCACCAAUGAUUUCAGCGAAGAAUACUGCAUCGGAAAAGGUGGGUUCGGGAGCAUUUAUAAGGCCGUAUUGGCCAACGGCCAAAUUGUUGCUGUCAAAAAGCUCAACGCACUAGAAUCCAGCAAUGUCCCAAUAGUCAACCGCCAAAGUUUCGAGAACGAAAUCCGCAUGUUGACCGAGGUUCGACACCGCAAUGUGAUCAAACUCCGCGGGUUCUGUUCCACAAGGGGUUGCAUGUACUUGGUCUAUGGGUUUGUUGAGAGAGGUAGUUUGGCAAAGGUCUUGUAUGGAGGAACGGGAGCAGCUGAACUGGACUGGGGUACAAGGGUGAACAUUGUUCAAGGCGUGGCUCAUGCGAUUGCCUACUUGCAUCACAACUGCUCACCGCCUAUCGUCCAUCGGGACAUAACGUUGAAAAACAUCUUGCUUGAGUCGGACCUCAAGCCUCGACUCUCGGAUUUUGGGAUAGCAAGACUCUUGAAUUCAGACUCAUCAAAUUGGACCACAAGGCCGGAUCUUAUGGCUACAUGGCUCCAGGCCUCAUCAUCACCGACCACAGAGGCGCAAGCUCUUGUCAAAUGGAAGAACUCUCUCUCUCCUCCUCCACCACCUUCUCUGAGCUCAUGGUCACUCACCAACAUCACCCAUCUCUGCAACUGGACUGGCAUCGCGUGCAACAAUGGCGGGUCAGUCUCGGAGAUCAGCCUCCCAAGGUCACGCCUCGGCGGCAUGCUCGACGCGCUUGACUUCGCUUUGUUCCCGAACUUGAGCUGCUUCAAUGUCAGCGAGAACAAUCUUGAGGGCCCGAUACCGUCCUCAAUCGGCAAUCUAUUCCAGCUCAGGUUCUUGGGGCUGGCGGGCAAUUUCUUCGAAGGGGCAAUUCCUCGCUCCAUUGGACAAUUGAGAAUGCUUGAAAAGCUUGAUUUGAGAGUAAACAAGUUGACCUCUUCGAUCCCUUCGGAGCUCGGGCUCUGUUCUAACCUCACCUACUUGGCCAUUGCCAAGAAUUGGAUCUAUGGAGAGCUGCAUCUCUCACUGUCUAAUCUGGUCAGAUUAUCAAGAUUUGGAGCUUCGCAUAAUCGCCUGUCAGGGGAGUUACUGCCUGACUUCUUCACGAAUUGGACCGAACUGGUUUCUCUGCAGCUCCAAAACAAUUUUCUUUCCGGGAAAAUUCCGACUGACAUCCGAAGCUUGACCAAGCUCGAUUACCUCUCCAUGUACAACAAUUCGCUCUCAGGGACUAUUCCUCCAGAGGUUGGAAAUCUCACAUUGUUGACCCAUUUCGACCUUAGCAGGAACCAGCUUUAUGGAGAGGUCCCCGGGACCAUCUCUCGCCUUGCUAACUUACGGUGGAUCUCUUUGUACACGAACAAUUUCUCGGGAGGAAUACCACGUGAUUUCGGCAAGUAUAGCCCUUCUCUGAGCGAUGUUGAAUUUUCGGACAACAGCUUCACCGGAGAACUGCCGCCAGAUUUAUGCAGCGGCUUUGCUCUUCAAUUUUUCGAGGUUGAUGGGAAUAACUUCACGGGGCCGCUGCCCGACUGCUUGAAGAAUUGUUCGGCGCUGACGAGAGUCCGUCUAGACAGCAAUCAGUUCACUGCAGAUAUCACGAGUGCGUUUGGAGUCCAUCCGAAUCUGGUCUAUGUAAGCCUUAGCAACAACCAAUUUGUCGGGAAUCUCUCGGCACGAUGGGGAGACUGUAUGAAUCUCACAAAUUUGCAGAUAGAUGGUAACAAAAUCUCUGGCCGCAUCCCACCAGAGCUUGGGAAAUUGUCUCAGUUGCGCGUCCUGGCAUUAUCCAGCAAUGAAUUGACUGGGAGAAUUCCCGACGAGAUGGGAGAUCUAGGGGAGUUGUUCAUGCUGAACUUGAGCAACAACCAUUUGACUGGAUAUAUUCCUUUCUCGUUAGGAAAGUUAUCGAAGCUCAGUUAUCUUGAUCUGUCGGCAAACAUGUUGAGUGGUGGCAUACCUGACGAGCUAGCGAAUUUCGAGAAUUUACUGAGCUUGAACUUAAGCAACAACAAUUUGUCCGGUAACAUACCAUCCGAGGUCGGGAAGUUGUCCAUGCUACAGUUACUCCUAGACUUGAGCCAGAAUUCCCUAGCAGGAUCAAUUCCCUCCAAUUUGGCAAAGCUUACUAAACUAGAAAAUCUCAAUCUUUCGCAUAAUAAUUUGUCGGGUAUGAUCCCGGCUUCUCUCUCCAACAUGGUGAGUAUACGCUCUAUAGACUUAUCGUACAACAAGCUAAUGGGUGCAGUUCCUAGUGGUUGGAUCUUCCAACAAGCGCCCAAAAGUGCUUUUAUAGGGAAUUCGGGCUUGUGUCGAAGCAUGGUUGGAUUAUCUCCUUGGGGCACGAGCUGUAAAUCGACCCACCAUAGAAAAAAAGUUCUUGUUGGUGUGAGCGUUGGCGUGAGCUGCUUACUACUUCUAGCGAUUCUAAUUGCUGUGAUUUUGCUAGUGCUUCGGCGGCAAAAAAAGCUUCUCCACGAAGAGAUCAAGCAUCUUAAAAAGCACGAGAAAUCGGAGCAGAUCAUAUGGGAAAGGUUAGGGAAGUUCACAUUCAGUGACAUCGCCAAGGCCACCAAUGAUUUUAGCGAAGAGUAUUGCAUUGGAAAAGGCGGGUUCCGGAGCAUUUACAAGGCCGUAUUGCCCAACAGCCAAAUUGUCGCCGUCAAGAAGCUCAACGCACCAGAAUCCGGCAACAUCCCAGCGAUCAAACGCCAGAGUUUCGACAACGAAAUCCACGUGUUGACCCAUGUCCGGCACCGCAACGUGAUCAAGCUCCACGUGUUCUGUUCCAUGAGAGGUUGCAUUUACUUGGUCUAUGAGUUUGUUGAGAGAGGUAGUUUGGCAAAGGUCUUGUAUGGAGGAACAGGAGCAGCUGAACUGGACUGGGGUACAAGGGUGAAGAUUGUUCAAGGCGUGGCUCAUGCGAUCGGCUACUUGCAUCACAAUUGCUCACCGCCUAUCGUCCAUCGGGACAUAACGUUGAACAACAUCUUGCUUGAGUCAGACCUCAAGCCUUGGCUCUCCGAUUUUGGGAUAGCGAGACUCUUGAAUUCAGGGUUGUCCAAUUGGACCACAAUGGCUGGAUCUUAUGGCUACAUGGCUCCUGAGUUAGCAACUACGAUGCGGGUAACGAACAAAUGCGACGUGUAUAGCUUCGGAGUAGUGGCGCUAGAGAUUAUGAUGGGGAAGCAUCCGGAUCUUCUCUCUUCUCUAUCAAUGAUGAAAACAUCAACAAUCUCGGAGGACCCAAAUUUGCUGCUUAAGGAUGUGCUCGAUCCGCGUCUUCCUCUUCCGACUGGCCAACUAGCCAAGAAAGUGGUAUUCAUCGUCAUGGCGGCACUGGCGUGCACGCGCACGAGACCUGAUUCACGACCCAACAUGCAUUUUGUCGCGCAAGAAUUAUUCGUACGCACUCAAACUUACUUGUUUGAGCCGUUAGGCUCCAUAACUAUCAGCAAAGCUAUCGAGUCUUCAGGAUUAAAGAUUUAA
Messenger RNA from Eucalyptus grandis, 3540 nucleotides. RefSeq names its product MDIS1-interacting receptor like kinase 2. Gene Ontology annotation, molecular function: ATP binding; protein binding; protein kinase activity. The record is from RefSeq and is a predicted model, not a curated record. Lineage: Eukaryota; Viridiplantae; Streptophyta; Magnoliopsida; Myrtales; Myrtaceae. Gene Ontology annotation, biological process: protein phosphorylation.